CGAUACUUUCCCCUGAUAGCUAGCUGCAUAAAGCUCUGUGGUUGCAUUGCUCUUUUAAAAACAAAUUCAAGUACAGCGAAAAUAUAUGUAUCUCUGUCUGUCACAUAACUUUGUUAUGCCUGAUGCAGCAAUAGGCAAUAUAGAUUAAAGUGUUGUUGUACUAUUUAAAACACAUUUCUUUUACAUAGCUAGUUAGAUGGUGAAAACAUAGGAAAGUGCGUCACCUAGUGGCAAAUGGCUUCCCCUACGGUCUACACACAAAAUAAUAAUGCUUACACCCUGGUGUCAAGGGACGAAAGGCAAUGAAAUUAAUGAUUGGAAUACAAAUAGCUACAUUUAAUGUCAAUGUCCCCCUAUCCCUGUGGCACGUUUUUUGUUCUUAGCUGUUGUCAAUCCAACAAACAGUGCCAUCACAAACGGGCAUCAAUCUUGACAGUGGCACUGUGUUACUUGUGCACCUAGGCACUUACAAACUGGUAUCACACAUAGCCUAUUAUUGCUACGAUGCAAAAUCAGUUGUCACUACGUGUCUCUAUGUACCCCUCCUCUUUUUCUCUGCCAUAUAGGGCAGGAUGCGAAGCCACCAUAUGAAAUGUUGGCAAGGCACAUCACUGUAAACCUCACAGGCUCUCUUCCAAGAAGUAUUCUUGUGUGAGGGAGUGCUUUGAUUAGCAACACUACUGGUGUAAAGAUAGAAGAAGAAGACCAAUUGGAUUUUGAGGAGAGGCUACAGAAAUAGAAGCAGGAAAAGAGCCCAUCCAUUUGUUGAGCUUAGUCUAACUUCGAAAUGGACUUCGAAAAUGUAUCGAAUGUGAACUGGUCUCAGACGUUUCUCCCAUCAUACAACUCACCCGAAAGUCCAGCAGAAAAUGAUGUGCCCUACCACAACGUCCUAAUGCCCAGCAUUUUCGGUGUCAUCUGUUUCUUUGGGAUUAUUGGCAACUGCAUUGUCAUCUACACCAUUGUGAAGAAGACCAAGUUCCGAGCCCAGCAGACAGUGCCGGACAUCUUCAUCUUCAGCUUGUCUUUAGUGGACCUCCUCUUCCUCCUGGGCAUGCCCUUCCUCAUCCACCAGCUCCUGGGCAACGGUUCCUGGUGCUUUGGUGACAUCAUGUGCACGGUCAUAACCGCCUUGGACUCCAACAGCCAGAUAGUGAGCACCUACAUCCUCACCGUCAUGACUCUGGACCGCUACCUGGCCACGGUCCAUCCCAUCCGCUUCAACCAUGUGCGCACACCCUGCGUGGCGGGGGCUGCGGUGGGUCUGGUGUGGGCGCUCUCCCUGGUCUCCAUCACUCCCGUGUGGAUGUAUGCUGGCCUUAUGCCCCGAGGGGACGGCUCAGUGGGCUGUGCCCUCCUGCUGCCCAAUCCAGCCACUGACACCUACUGGUUUACCCUCUACCAGUUUGUGAUGGCCUUCGCCCUGCCUCUGGUCAUCAUCUGCGUGGUGUUCUUCAAGAUCCUUCAGAACAUGUCUGCCACAGUGGCCCCCCUGCCCCAGCGCAGCUUGAGAGUACGUACACGUAAGGUGACCCGUAUGGCUGUGGCUAUAUGCCUGGCAUUCUUCAUCUGCUGGGCUCCAUACUACAUCCUGCAGCUGGCCCACCUGGGGGUUCAGAGGCCCAGCUUUGCCUUCCUCUAUGUCUACAACAUUGCCAUCAGCAUGGGUUACGCUAACAGCUGCGUCAACCCAUACCUCUACAUUUUGCUGAGUGAGACCUUUAAGAGGCAGUUCAUUGUGGCCAUCCGGCCGAACAAUCGGGUCUUCGGGUUGAACUCUGUCAUGGCUGACGGUAGUGUGAGUCUGAGACUGGCCCCAGAGUGUAAUCAUCAGUCCCAGUCCUCUAGAGACCUACUAGUACACAAUAUGCUGCCUGUCACUGUGGCUGUGCACUGAGUCAGGAGCCCUAGCCGAGCCCCAUCCCUCAGCCCCAGUUCCAUGAAUCUGGGCUCUCUCUCAGCUCAGUGGGAAGUGGUGCCCCCAUCAGACAGUCAUGCUCCCAAUGUGUAUGACAGGGUUAACGUGCAAUGUAUGUAGAAAUGCUGAGUGUGUACAGUAUCUAUUUUGUACACAGCAGUACUGUGUUUAUAAGACACUUUUCCCUACAGGGACAUUCAACUUCAUCCUAUUAAUCCUAUCCUAUCAUGCUCCCAUGAAGGAACUGUGAAUACAGGGACUUUGUACUAGUAUUCAGUAGGCAAUUGAACUUUAGGCUAUUAGUAACAAUGUGAACUUUUAUAAAAGGAAGUCAGCCCACAGUUAUCAAUAACGCUAUUUUGCAGUUCUGUUUCAAGUGGUAACAAUUUGUAUUUCGUUUUCAUUGAUGAUUUGACAGGUUUCCACUGCAGUUCAAUGUGUUAAAACAGGUUUCUGUGUAGAUAUGUGAUAUUCUGUGAUUCUGUCAUUGGUCCGUCCAGUCAGUGAUCUGAGAGGCAGGGAAAUCACACCUUGUCGUAAUGUCAUCUAUGUCUAUACUGGAACCUGUGUGAUGACUGUGAUCAGUGAGAAAGUUGUGACGUAUUGAUGUAUUAUUUUGGGCUAUCUUCUAAUAUGUUGUCCUUAGUCAUUUUGUAAUAUUGAAUAUGUGCAGCCUGUCUAUUACCAUGUAAUGUCCGUGAUCACCAAGGAAACCUCUAUGUUGUUAUCUUUGGGAAAAUAAUAAUGUGCUGAUGCACGAUGCAGUGUUGAAUGACUGCAAUUGAUCCAAAGGGAUUUCUGGAUGUUACAAUAAAGAAUUAAAGCAUGAGACGUAA
This is a messenger RNA of Oncorhynchus tshawytscha (Chinook salmon), 2754 nucleotides long. Its product is annotated as melanin-concentrating hormone receptor 1-like. Bases 788 to 1897 code for a protein of 369 amino acids. Gene Ontology annotation, cellular component: membrane; neuron projection. The transcript has 3 exons. Gene Ontology annotation, biological process: neuropeptide signaling pathway. Gene Ontology annotation, molecular function: melanin-concentrating hormone receptor activity; neuropeptide binding. NCBI's taxonomy places the organism in Eukaryota, Metazoa, Chordata, Actinopteri, Salmoniformes, Salmonidae. The record is from RefSeq and is a predicted model, not a curated record.